Messenger RNA from Symsagittifera roscoffensis, 6789 nucleotides. Its product is annotated as telomerase protein component 1-like. Bases 16 to 6789 code for a protein of 2257 amino acids. The record is from RefSeq and is a predicted model, not a curated record. Gene Ontology annotation, cellular component: telomerase holoenzyme complex. Gene Ontology annotation, biological process: telomere maintenance via recombination. Lineage: Eukaryota; Metazoa; Xenacoelomorpha; Acoela; Convolutidae. Gene Ontology annotation, molecular function: telomerase activity; protein binding; telomerase RNA binding. The transcript is spliced from 35 exons.
UCGAAUGGGACACACAUGGAACGAUUAGCGAGAAAAACGAAGAAAAAUCCAAUGGUAGUCCUGACGCAGUCAAACUUGCAACUGAGCAACCCAUCUCUCAGAAAAAAUCUGACCUGUGAUCCCAAUAUCUGCACGGAAUCAAAAUUGAGUAAUGCCAAAGUAUUGCUGACUGCAAAUACAAACAUUGGCUCAAAGAUUCUGACAAAAACAAACCCGCUGAAAGCUACCUUAGAUUAUCCUAUUGGACGAAGUUAUACACUGAACCACAGGCUAUCUGGAGGCCUAUCAUCCAACUUGCCUGGAAAAUUUUCAGUUAAAAACAGUACAGUACUGAGCAGCGGGGAUAGUGGCUUGAAGCAUCAACUCGAGAAUCCUUUGCUUUCCAGCAGCAAAGCGGCUCCCGGACUAGCUGGGAUUGAGAACAGUUCAAAUAAACUGAAAUCGAACUUGAACUCGAAUUUGAAACCAGAGUUAAAGUGUUUUCAAUGCCGAUCAGCCUUAGAGACAAGAUUGAAAACGAGGGCUCUCGAAACGCGUGUAGGUAUCGAAGUAGUAACUCAUAGCUCUCUGGUCUCAGGGAACCUACAGGGUUCCAAUCUUUCCGAUGGGAAAACCACUACUCAGAAUCUGCCGACGUCGGUCUUGUCGCAUGAGAAACUGAUAGAGAAACCUCGCGUGUCAUUCGGUGGUCCUAAAGAUGCUCCCGUGUUAGUGGAUUUAGAUGAUUUUUCAUCGGAUGCUGUUCAAAUAGACGAGGAACGCAGGUUCCAAUUUGAGAAACCGAUCUUCCCUCCUUUGAAUGAGUCGAGGGACGCAGAUGAAUCACCGAUACAGGCUCUUGAUAAAAUCAAGAAAACGCUGAUAAACACAAUCAGCGGAGCUCUCAUUGCUGCUCCAAACUUCACAAACCCAGCUGAUGAGGCUGUGAUCAAUAUAACACAGCAGUUGAACAAAAUUGCGAGAAGUCAAGACCCUGAAUUUAUCCUCAAGCUUGCUUUGUACUCGAGACAGCAGUUGAAUCUGAGGACUGUGAGCAACUUCUUGCUUGCCUACAGUUCCUACGAACCAGCAUGCAGACCCUACCUGAAGAGAUACUUCAAGAAAAGUAUCGUCCUACCAACAGACUGGAUUGAAGUGGCAGAACUGUACCAGAACUAUGUGAGUAGUCCGAAGGCGAGCAAACAUGGAAUGGUGUCGGCAGCACUGAGGAAGGCUCUUAUUGAGAAGUUCCCGGAUUUUGACGAAUACCAACUUGGAAAGUACAACAAACAGAAGAGAGCAAAGAAAGUGACUACCAAAAAAGUCAAGGGGAAAGUGGUCAAAAUUGUGCAGACCAGUAACAAUGGACAGAAGAAGAAGUUCACCCUGAAGCAGUUGAUAAGAAUGACUCACAUCACGAAGCCAGUGAAUCAUGUCAUGAGCAUCCUCGGCAAGAAGUAUCCAGACAGUCCAGAGGAGUUCAACAAGCUGCAAAUGACAGGUGUCUUUGAUUCAGAGAAGGCCGGGAAAAGGAUGCGACUGGCUACUCCCGAAACUUGGGAGACACAGGUGUCCGCAAGAGGAAACAAAGCAGCGGUGUGGGAGGAGCUACUCGAUCAUAACAAACUCCCAUUUAUGGCUAUGUUGCGUAAUCUUCGUAACCUGAUCAAAGCGGGCAUUUCAGAGCAACAUCACAAGAAGGUCGUUCGAAAAUUGAUGGACGAGAAAACCAUUAUCAGGAGCCGACAGUUUCCUUUCCGAUUUUUCUCGGCUUUCGUGGCUCUUGAUGAUCUGGUGCAGGAACUCGAAAAGGCCGAGAAGGAGCAAGAUGCACCGCCUGCGCCUAAAAAGCCGGUAAUCAAGAAAAAAGUAUCAAAAUCGCACAAGAAGAAAACGUAUGUGACCAAGAAACCCAAACCACUUCUCUACAAUCGAACCCAAAUCGCAGCUUACAAGAAGGCUUUGGGCAAAAGUGUGAAGAUCGCCACCAUGUACAAUGUCAGCCCUAUUCCGAAUAAGACGUGGAUCUUCUGUAAUACUUCAGAUAUCAUGUACAAGCCAUGUACAUCUGCAAGGGCAUUCGGAAAACCCAAGGAGAUGAUUGAAGUUGGAGUUCUUCUGGGUCUAAUGUGCCAACAUGCAUGUGAGAGCAGCUCAUUCAACAUCUUCCACGAAAAUGGACUCGAACACAUCCCUCUUAGCAAAGACAACAUCUUGGAGAGGACCCAACGGAUAUUGAAAUUGGCAGCCACGGCGAGUGGAAAAGCAUUGAAUGAUGAUGCAUCCACGGCUGUCUCCGUUCCUCAGAGGGAAGAAGCGAAGUUUCCGGAAGAACUCUUGUGGGAUCUGAUCAAAAAGAACCAAAAGAUAGACAACCUGGUCAUUCUCACGCGUGAUAUCUCGCAAGAAAAAACCCAGGAAAAUGUGAUCAAUAGUUUCUUAGUGAAAUAUAGACGAUUGGUCAAUCCUAACUUACUGUUCGUAAAAGUCGAUCUCUCUGGCGCAUCAACCAAAAUGAAACUAGGUUCAUCUGAGAGUCCUCUAGAUUCCAACUACGGCGAUGGCAACGAGGAUGUGCUCUUCGAGCAUCCGAAUGAUAUUUGCAUUGCUGGGUUCUCGGAACAGUUGUUGCAAUUCAUAGCAGAGAGAGGAAACAAUGCACAGUUGCAACACGUGUCGGCCAUUGAUAAAGCGUACGAGUUGCACAAGAUCAAAGUUCACAUUCAGGAUUUGCCGACCGAGGGGUCGGAAAUUGGCGAGUCGACAAGCACGGAAUUGUCGAGUCGCGUGCAGAUUGCUAAUGUUCCCAAAAUUAUAGGAUUCAGAAAGGUGCGUAUCUUCAUUUCGUCCACUUUCAAGGACAUGCAGAUGGAGAGGAGUCUCAUUGUGGAGUCCUUGAUGCAGGAACUGAGGAAGAAGUUGUCCCAUCGACUCCACCUCAUUCUGGAGGAGAUCGACCUCAGAUGGGGAGUGGUGAAUUCUGAAAACUCCAGCUCACUGGCAGUCUGCUUGGACCACGUGCAAAAGUGUCACAUUUUUGUCGGACUGGUCGGCAACAGGCUUGGCUUUUGUCCCAUGCACUACGACGUGCCACUUCUCCAGCAAUUUGAUUGGCUGAGAAAUGAACCAGUAGGGAAAUCAAUAACAGAGCUAGAGUUCUUGCAGGCGCGUCAGUUGAACAAACCGAUGGUUGUGCUCAUGCGUGACAGCGAUGGAGACGAUUCAAUAUCUGCUCUCGAUGCGGAAGUGAAAAAGCAGUAUGAAUUUCGGGACCGAGUGCUGAAUAUGCACAAUGAGCUGGUGGAACUACGCAGCUACGUAGAGAGGGAUGAGAAGAGUUUUGGGAUGUAUUUCAUCAAAGCAUUAUCGGACUUGAUCGAAAGUGAAUACUCAACGAGUAUCGAAUAUGAGCAGAAAGAUUCCCAUGCAAAAUCUAAUGAAGAACAAAAACUGGUCUUGGAACACAAACGCCUAAAUGCAGUGGGAAGAAAUCAACUUGUGAAGGAUGCUAAGAGGGCUAUAAAGAAACUAGCUGCAUCUGGCAACCAGAGAAACACUGCACUGGCCACGAGUGAAGAUGAAAAGACGUGGGAACCAAGAGGGGCAGUGUUGUUGAUCAAGGGAGAAGCUGGCAUUGGGAAGACUACGUUUAUGGCUUCGCUUAUUAAGGAAUUCGAAGGAACAGGAGGGGAUGAAACAUGUUCAGUGGAGACCGGGUUGUUCUACCAUUUUGUGGGGGGUGCAGAAAGUGUGGAAUCAAUUUUGACCCGCUUGUUGAAGAACUUCAAAAUCGACUUCCAUCUUGAUGACAUGGAAGUUCCACUGAGCUCCAAUGAGCUGAGAAAGGAAUUCCUGAAGUGGCUGCAGAUAGUUGUGUCACUGUUCUCCCUAAAGAGACAGAAGAGACCUUUCCUGCUUUUCUUUGAUGGACUCGAACGGAUGUGCUCAAAAACUACCAAAAGCGGUGGCGUCACAUAUUGUAAUCUAAACUGGGUGCCCAAAGUUCUUCCUAAAGGUUGUGUCUUUGUGCUCAGCGUCAGCUCCUCUGGACCUCUUCACAAGCGAGCCGAGGAAUUGGCCGAUGACGUCAUUUCAAUAGGGGAACUAAAUGUCGUGGACAGGAAACACCUGGUGCAAAGUCGUCUUAGUAACUUUGGCAAACACCUAGACACGGCUGCUUUUAAUAACCAACUGGGACAGCUGGUGUCUAAGAGAGACGCCUCAAAUCCGUUGUAUUUAACAUACGCGUGCGACGAAUUGCGGAUGUCCGGAACCUAUGAACAGCUGAAUGCGAGGAUCAAGGCCCUUCCGCAAACUGUGAAUGCUCUUUUGGAGUCAUUUAUCAAGACAAUGGAGGCAAAAUUUGGAAGUUAUUUUACAGCCGCUGCUCUUUUGCUGCUUCAUUUGUCUCCCGCAGGUGCGCAUACCAAGGAUCUGUGGCACAUUCUUAGUGUGUACAGAAUGGCGGAUUUCGACCUGAGCUCAAAAUCAGUGGCGGACUUGCAUGAGCUCUUCGCGAAACGUGUCUCAUCUAUAUCAUACUUGUGGUUCUCAAAACUAGCAACCUACCUGAAAUUACUGCUCGGAACGUUCGGUUCUGAGCAAACGGAAUCGGAUGAAAGCAGAGUUGAUUGGAUGCAAAUUGAUACCACGAUGUUGAGCGAUGUUAUCGAAAAGAAAUAUCUCUCAAAAAUGGACAAGUUGCCAAAGCGUGUUAUGUUCAACAAAAUCUUAGCAGCUUUCCAUCUCUUCCGCGCAUCAAAUGGAAAAUCAGUCGAGGAAAACGAGGAGGAACGGGGGGAUAUCUGGACGAUGCCGGAAGGGUCUUGUUACUCUCUCAUCUUGCACCACUUGCAAAGUUGUGGUGAUUGGAAGCUGCUGAAGUCAUUGGUUGUGGACCUGAACUUUGUAAAAGUGUGCUUCGAGACGGACAGUCAUCAUAAACUGGUCCAGUGCCUCAACUCGACGGAGGACAGUGCUGCAUUGACGAGGCCGAUGGCCAAAGAGGCAGAUGCGUUCUUGAAGGACCCAAGUGUAGUGGCCGUGCGAAACUUUGUUGCCAGCAAUCUACACAUUUUUACUCGGGUUCCUCAUCUUGUGUAUCAACAAGCUUCGUUCUCGCGCGAAUUGCAGGCCCGCGGAGAAGUUGAUGUUCGUUGCUUCGAGGCUCCUUCUCUCGAUUGCUCAUUUUAUAGCUUCGAGUGGAUCAACAAGCCACUCAGUGGGUCGGACCGAGUGUUCUCUGUCAAAGACUUCUCAGUGCCUAUCGUAUCUCUCGAUGUUCUGGAAGGGACCAAUACACUAGCAGUGGGAGUCAAGGAUUGCCGUGUGCUCAUCUAUGACACCGAAACAGCUAAGAUGACGAAUGAGCUGAGUGGCUUCAUGAGUCCUGUCUCCGUGGUGAAGUUUGUCUCCCGGGACAAGAUGGUGGUCGGAACAGACGGAGGACAACUGCUAAUGUACUCAGUGAACGACUGGCACAAGUUGUCAUCGUGGAAGAAACACGAGCGCAAAGUAGUCUCGGUAGCCUGUGACCCUGCCGGUAUGACAUUCGCAACAGUGGGAUGGGACUGCACUCUGAUGUUGUGGAAUGUAUCUGAUGGGAAACUAGAGAGUGAAGUGGAGAGGGCGUCUCCGUGUGCCAUUAACUCAGUAGACUGGCAUCCCAAUAGACCUCUUUUGGCCAUUGCAUGUUGGGACUCGACGAUCAAGUUGCUCAACACUACCUCCAAAACUAUGGAAUAUAGCUACAGAGGCCACUCAGACUCAGUGAGGUCAGUGGUGUUCACCCGUCCUGAUGGGUCAAGACUCAUUUCUUCAUCCCUGGAUGGGCAACUCAGACUGUGGUCUGUGACCGAGAAGUGUCUCCUCUGUAUCAUGGACUAUAUUCCUAAUGUGACAAUUACACAGCUGCGAAUUGUUAGAGGCGGCCAAAUGUUGGUGGGAACUGGCAGUGACGGUCAAUUAAGGGUAUGGAGAAGUGACCUGGGCAAAGAGAUCACAGCUCUAGACGUGAGACAACAAACUCUGACUGAAGACAAUCCGUCUAAUGCGGUUGUUUCGAAGAGUAGUAGACGAGAGGACACUCAGGAUGUCUCCGUGAAGAGUGUUGCAUUUUGUAAAAACCAGACGCUAUUUGCUGUGCUUCUAGCUGACGGGAACAUUUCAGUUGCAUGUGGCUCAACUUACAAGAUACUCAAGUCUACCCGAUUCCCACAGGAUUUCAAAGCCAUUCUUCAAUUUAUAGAGUGGAUUGAUAACUCGCUUUUAAUCGUAAGCGAAAGACGUCUCUUCAUUGCAUACUGUUAUCCUAAAACCGCUUCACGGCCUAUUUCUACGUGGCCUUUCAACUCAGAUGUUGAGUUCACUGUUGAGAAGAUAGGCGUGGCUACAGAGAAAACGAAGAAAAAAAGCUCCUCCAGUGGUGUCCAGUAUGAUUUCUACUCCUCUGAGAAGCAAACUUGUCUGGGUGUUGGAAUAGUACCAGUUAAAGAGAAAAUUUUCUGGGUUGUGAGUGUGGGAUCCGAGUAUGGAAAUGUGGACUUGUUCAAAGUGGAGUCUAGCCAAAUUUCAAGUCGCGAUGCGAGUGAUCAUUUUGCACCUGUACACCUCGAGAGACUGUUCACUGUGCAGAGCGCCCAUGAGGGACCCCUCACCCAUUUAGCAUUUGUGGACCGUACUCUCUUCUCAGCAGCUAAAGACAGGGUAAGUGCAAAUUUCAAGCGGCUCGGAGGAGCCGGCAAACCGCCUGAAAUUGAUAAUAGUACACUAGGUAAAAUCAGCCGAGAAAAGAAACGCCGGGUUUCUUGA